AUGGUACGACAUUAUCAACCUAAAGGAAUUAAGAACAAGUUCUCUGACGAAGCCCUGAGAAAGGCACUGCAAGAUCUUGCUGAAAACCAGGACAGCAUAAGGAAGACGGCAGCUGUGUACGGCAUUCCCUACUCAACCCUUCGCGAUCAUCACAAGGGAGUCAGUAAAACGCAAUACGGUGGACGGCCAACAGUCUUGACUUACCAGGAAGAGAGAGAAAUAGUGCAAUGUUGCAUUGUGCUGCAAGAGAUGGGGUUUCCCCUUGAUAGAUCAAGUCUCAGCAACGUCAUCUCAGAUUACCUUAGAGCAAAUGCUAGAGAAAAUCCUUUUCCUGAUGAUUUACCUGGUCCUGACUGGUUUGUUGGCUUCUUUAAGCGACGGAAGAGUGCACUGAGUCAAAGGAAACCACAACAUCUGUCAAAGAAACGUGCUAAGGCAUUGACCAAAGAGAGAAUUGAGGGUUGGAUGAAAUUUGUCGAGAAGAUCUACAGGAAGGCUGGGUUGUUUAAACUGAGUAAGAAAGAGCUGUCCAAAAGAAUUUGGAACUGUGAUGAAACCGCUUUUGCUACAGCCUCCUCAUCUAGAAUGGUCCUAGCUAGGAGAGGAGCUAAGUCUGUAUAUGAGACCAUGGCAGGGAGUGGACGUGAAUACAUUACUGUCCAUUGGGGUGGAAAUACCAAUGGAGACAAAAUCCCUCCCUAUAUUCUAUAUAAAGCUCAGCACUUGUAUCAUACCUGGACCCUUAGUGGCCCUACUGAAGCAAUGUAUGGAGUAUCAGCCAGCGGGUGGAUGGAAAAACAAAACUUUUACAGCUGGUUUGUAAAAGGCUUCAUACCAGUGCUCAAGAAGAUGAAACUGAUUGCAGAAAAUGAAGAGCCAUCUACUACACUGACGACAACAGAACCAAGUCUUGUCAGUGACAGUAGUGAUGACUCAGACUUCACAGAUGAUACUAGCCCCAGCGUGAUCUUGUUUUUCGAUGGACACUAUUCACACAUCAACUUGGAUGUCAUCAAUGUGGCAAGAAAAUACAACAUCAUUCUCGUAACCCUGCCUCCAAAUACCACGCACGCAUUACAACCUCUGGAUGUAGGCGUGUUUGCUCCCAUGAAGAAAAAUUGGCAGAAAAUUCUGAUCGACUACAAACGAAGAACAAGGGGACAAGGUGUCCGUAAAACAAUUUUUCCCAAAUUACUAAAACAGCUGACAGACACAUCCAUGAAACCACACCAAUUUCAAGGUGCAUUUCGAGGAGCUGGUUUAUAUCCAAAGCCAUCAGCUGCAGCCAUUCCUCAAGCAAAAAUUAGUCCAGCAGAUGCCGUUACUACACGAACACCAUGCAAGAGCCCUCGUUCUCCGACAGCAGCUACCACUCCUGCAAUCAAACUUCAGCUUAGACACCACUUCUCCAAGUUGUUCCAGAAAACAAGAACGCCUAUUCCACCACCACAGCCAAAGCCAUCUGCUCGUGUAGACUUGGCAUACUAUGGAGAAGUCAUAACAAGUCAUGAGGCGUACUCUAGAAUAAAAGCACAAGAUGAAAGAAAACAGCAAAGACUGGCAAAAGCAAAAAAAGGAAAGCAACCUGCACGCCAAGGCAAACGAAAAACUGCAGUAACAGAAGAAAGAGAUGAAAACAAGUGCCAGGGAUGCGGAGGAUUGUUCGACAACGACAGCAAUGAGAGGCAAGAAGAUUGGGUGGGUUGUGAACACUGUUGGCGGUGGUAUCACUACGAUUGUGCUGGGCUUUCAGAGCUUCCAGAAGACGAGGACCCUUGGACAUGCUCCAAAUGCAGCUAA
Corticium candelabrum is the source of this 1800-nucleotide messenger RNA. RefSeq lists its product as uncharacterized. NCBI's taxonomy places the organism in Eukaryota, Metazoa, Porifera, Homoscleromorpha, Homosclerophorida, Plakinidae. Gene Ontology annotation, cellular component: nucleus. The transcript has a single exon. Gene Ontology annotation, molecular function: DNA binding. Bases 1 to 1800 code for a protein of 599 amino acids. The record is from RefSeq and is a predicted model, not a curated record.